AUUUAAAAGCACAUAGCUAGCCAGUCGACAGAAAUAGAAAAAACUUCAUACUUUCCCCCCUAGGGACUUUCGGAUUCCACUUCUCCGUUCGCCACUGUGUGGCAUGUGGCGUCCGCUGGAUAUACACGCUCCCAGAGUUCGUUCAGCAUGUGCAUACAGGCACUGUUAUUGGCUACCCAGACGAGAAACUUGGCGGCUUGGGUUGGUGACAAAAUGUUACGCACAUUGUUGAACUCCGUUUCCAAAUCCUCCCCCGUUUGUGCCAAUCGCUCACGCAGCUCUUUCAAAACAGCCUCAGCAUUGUCGAGACAGCCAUCUAGUUCUUGUGCAACGAACCGACUGUCCUUUAAAGCUGCUGCUUGUGCAGGUGUCACCUCUAGAUGCGAUACUAAAUGCCGGAAUAGCGUCUUGGGAUUAAGCUUCUGAUCUGGCGGUAGCGAAGGUGCGGCGGGACUGUAAUCCUCUCCGACGCUUGUUUCGUGGGGAGUUACUCGGGCCGACGAGAUUUCCAUAAGCUUGCUUUCCUCCGAGGAAGCACUAGAUCCUCCCUGGAUUGCUUGCAUCACAACAGACGUUGUGGUCGUGGGCUUUAAGAGUCGUUCGAUGUUGCGCAACUCAUCAAUAUCUUCCGAAAACUUUUGUUGUUCUCGCUGCAUGCUUUCUUCCGCUUCUUCCCCGAUUUGCAUUUGCAGCCGUAGUCGCAAAUUCUCCGCUUCCAUGAGGUUAAUCUGUCGCUCCAGAUUCUCGGUCGCUUCCCGCUUGCGCCGGCGGCAUUCCCGGGCCGAGAGUCGAUUCUUUUCCAGCCGCCGGAGUUUCUUUUCACUCAGCAUCUGACCAUCUUUGGUGUGCGUCAUCAGCGGGCGUUUGGUUCCCCCCGCGAUGGGACGAAGGAGCGUUUGUGGGGACGUUGUCGAUCCGGUGCGCGAGACGUCUCCACUGCGGGCACUGCCGUCGUCGUCGGAAUCCGUACUCAUGAAUGAACGGUAGCAGCUGUCGCGGCCGUAAAGCAGUGUGACGUUUCGUUGAAACGUGCACAGCAAAGAAUGUGUUGGAAGGAAGAUGAAGACUCGACAAUCGGUAAGAAAAGGUCACCGUUUGGGUCCGGUGAUCGAUGAAUAAAAACCAGUGCUAGAGCUAG
Messenger RNA from Phaeodactylum tricornutum CCAP 1055/1, 1138 nucleotides. RefSeq lists its product with no specific name. The transcript has 2 exons. Lineage: Eukaryota; Bacillariophyta; Bacillariophyceae; Surirellales; Neidiaceae. The coding region runs from base 148 to 426 and encodes 92 amino acids. The record is from RefSeq and is a predicted model, not a curated record.